UCUUUAUAAGUAACCAUAAUACAAAUCAUUAAUCUUCAAUAUUCUUUUUAAUCAACUAUAUAUAUCCACAAUUUAUUUUUAUAAUUACUACAUGAACGCAAGCUUAUUACUAUACUAAAAAUGGCUCAUCAUCAUGAAAUCACCACUGGUCAAACCAAAACCCUAGCAUCAUCAUCUUCUACUUCAAGUGGUAAUAAUGAUGAUAACAAGAAGAAGAUGUACAGAGGUGUGAGAAAGAGGAAGUGGGGAAAAUGGGUGUCGGAAAUUCGGCUACCAAAUAGCCGCGAAAGAAUAUGGUUAGGAUCAUAUGAUUCACCUGAGAAAGCAGCAAGAGCGUUCGACGCUGCACUUUACUGUCUCCGUGGUCGUCGUGCAAGUUUUAACUUCCCUGAUACACCUUUUCAUUUCGAUAUCACCGCAGUUUCUAAGGAUCCAGAUCAGAUUCGAGAGAUUGCUGCUAAUUUUGGCAACAGAAAUCCACCAAUUGUUAUUGACAGUACUAAUAAUAAUAAUGGAAAUGAUCAAUCCAAAACUGUGACUGAAAUUAUUGGCUCUUCGACUUCUACUACCAGUACUAGUGCUAUGCAUGAUAGUGGGAACACUAUUGACUGGACAUUUUUGAACGUGUUAGAAAAUGGUUCAAGUAAUGAUGCUACUGAAACUUAUGGUGAUUUCUAUUCCGACUUAGAAAAGAUGCAUUCCUUUGAGUUGUUGUAUUACACUUCACCACCACUUUUUGAGGAAGAUUAUUAUCAGAAGGAAUUAGUAGAAGAUGAUAGCAAUGACCCUUUUUCUCAUGAAUCAUUCCUUUGGAGCUGGAACUUCUGAAUCUUCGUUCUCCUGUAAUUUCCAGACUUUCAUGGAUUUUUUGCUACAUAUAAUAUAGAGUUGUUUUGCAUAAAGUUUAAAAUUGGUCAAAUUAAAUUAUAAUUAAAUAAAAAUUUAUUAUUUUUUAUUAA
Messenger RNA from Lathyrus oleraceus (garden pea), 959 nucleotides. RefSeq names its product ethylene-responsive transcription factor ERF017. The record is from RefSeq and is a predicted model, not a curated record. Gene Ontology annotation, molecular function: DNA binding; DNA-binding transcription factor activity. The transcript has a single exon. Gene Ontology annotation, biological process: regulation of DNA-templated transcription. The coding region runs from base 121 to 828 and encodes 235 amino acids. NCBI's taxonomy places the organism in Eukaryota, Viridiplantae, Streptophyta, Magnoliopsida, Fabales, Fabaceae.